This is a messenger RNA of Xiphophorus maculatus (southern platyfish), 2198 nucleotides long. RefSeq names its product vertebrae development associated (gene vrtn). The record is from RefSeq and is a predicted model, not a curated record. The transcript has 2 exons. The coding region runs from base 16 to 2079 and encodes 687 amino acids. Lineage: Eukaryota; Metazoa; Chordata; Actinopteri; Cyprinodontiformes; Poeciliidae. Gene Ontology annotation, cellular component: chromatin. Gene Ontology annotation, biological process: regulation of transcription by RNA polymerase II.
CUCAAACCUGCAGGUAUGAUCCAAAGGAAUGAGGUUGUGCUGUCCGUCCUGCGAGAGCUCCAGGAGGCCACAGAGAGCGCCGGCCUGGAUGCUGUGACCAGAGUGGCUGUGGAUGUAGAGCGGGCCCUCACUCCUUUUCAGCCCCCUACGGCCCCCUGUCAGGAUUUUGCAGAGUGGGUGCAUGUGGACAAAGCAGCCCAUGCUUUGUACCCUGCUGAUGCACCUGGGGGACUCCUGCCUCUUAGCUGUAAUGGAGAAGGCAACUUGCUGUUUGAUGCUGUAAGUACACUGCUUGUGGGCAACACCGGACUCAGCUUGGAGCUGCAGGUAAGGACUGUGGUGGAAAUGGUGCUGUGGAAAAGAUACUACUUAUCAGGGAUGAUUGAUUCUAAGAUGAUGCUCCAAGCUGUUCGAUUCAGUCUUAGUGCAGAAGAGUCUGAAGACAUGCUGAACCUGCCUGUAGCCGUCCUGGAGGCCAUCUUUGAUGCAGAUGUGAAAGCGUCCUGCUUCCCUGGCUCCUAUGCCAACAUGUGGCAUGUUUACGCCCUGUCAUCUGUCCUCCGGUUCAACAUCUAUUCCAUCUACCCCAUGUUCAACCUCAAGAUCAGACCCUAUUUCAAUCGACUGAUACGCCCAAGAACCUGGCCUGAAGACUCGGAGGCACAAACCAUUCACAUAAUGUGGUCUGGGGACAUGCAGUCUGAGUGCUUGUUCAGGCCUAAAUACUUUGUCUCCCUGGUUCAGGCAAAUUUUCUCAUGUGUAGAAGCCCUGAAAGUGAGGAGAUGGUGUCUCCGCACAGGAGCGAGGACCAGCUGAAGCAGAAGUCGCAGUUUUCCUACCCAAGUCUGAAGGAUAAGUACAACAUCACCAAGAGGACCUUCUACCGCUGGAAGAGGCAGACGCAGGAAAACUGCAAAAAGUCCGCAGCGAGGUAUGAGGCAAAAUACUUCCUCCAGGCCUGCUUCUUGGAAGGCAAGCUCAUUCCUCUGCACCAGUUUAAAGAAUUUUUCCCCGAGAUCUCAAGGUCCUCGUACUACAACUGGAAGCAUGAGCUCCUGAAAACUGGAGGACAUUUCUCCACAUCCUCCUCGACUGGAGAGAUUAGUCCUGGAGAGAGCACGGAGCAGGAGGUGUGGUCCUCACCCGAAACCAAGCAAGACGAGCCAGACCACCACGACAGCGUGGCCAGAAUGUUCGGCCUUAAUCUGGGCAAGCUGGAUGCGGAGAGGGCUCAGAAUGUAGCACACAUGCAGGAAGCUAAACGCUGCCUGCAGAACUGCAUUGCUAUGAACACUUCCUUCCCCUUCAGGAUAUUCAAGAGAAACUUCCCAGGAAUUUCACGAUCAACCUACUACAACUGGAGAAGAGAAGCCCUGCUAUUCAGUCGGGGGUACAAAGGCACCGUCGGCAGCAGUGAAGAGAGCUCAGAUGCUGACAAGAGCGAGAGCCCAAAAGGUCAGUUGCUGAUGCUGCCUGGCUUUACUCAACCCACCGUGCCGAAGAUGAGGGUCUGGGGACAGAUACACAGAAGAUUCCGGCUGGCUUAUCUGAGUAACAAACAGUUAAGAGAAGCUGCAAAGUUGUAUGUUCAGAAGUCUAACUGGUCCUUGACAAAAUUCAAGCUCAAGUUCCCCUCCAUCUCCUCGUGCUUCUAUUGGCUGUGGCGUGGCUGCCAAAACCACAAGACAAAGAAGGUGACGACCACCCAGGGUGCAGAGGUCAAUGUCCCAGAGAGCACAGAAAGUAACGCCAACAAGACAACAGAGAAGCAGGAUGGACUCCCAUUUGUCCAGAUCCCCCAGUACCUGCAAUGUUCCGCCGUGCCUUCUUUUGACGCCCCGCAGCUAAAGCAUCCCUUCCCCAGCAGGGUGCCCACGGAGGAGCAGAUGUUUUCAGUGGAUGUCGUAGCUCUCGCCAACUUCAAGGCCAAAGCCAAGCUGUUCCUACAGCGGCGUUUCGAGGAGAAGUCCUUCCCCACAUUCAAAGAAUUUCGAUCCUACUUCCCAUUCACCGCACGCUCCACAUACUACAUGUGGAAGCGAGCUUUGUAUCAUGGCGUGUCACUGGUCCAUGGGUAAAUCAGUGUAAGCUUGAAGUAAUCUAAACUACCUGUAGUGUUAAAUCCAUGUUAAGUAAACUGGCUUAGCCUUGCCUUGAAUCAUUUCUACCUCCUGGACAUUUGCACGUGUGAAAAGAA